Messenger RNA from Medicago truncatula (barrel medic), 972 nucleotides. Its product is annotated as F-box/LRR-repeat protein fbxl-1. Bases 1 to 972 code for a protein of 323 amino acids. Gene Ontology annotation, biological process: SCF-dependent proteasomal ubiquitin-dependent protein catabolic process. NCBI's taxonomy places the organism in Eukaryota, Viridiplantae, Streptophyta, Magnoliopsida, Fabales, Fabaceae. The transcript has a single exon. The record is from RefSeq and is a predicted model, not a curated record. Gene Ontology annotation, cellular component: SCF ubiquitin ligase complex.
AUGAAAACAAGAAACUCUCUCAAUUCUGAACAACCACAACAAUUAUCGCUUUCUCAAUCAAAAUCAGCUGCAGCGAUUGCAACAAAAGAUCUAUAUUUACCUGAUGAGUGUUGGGAAUGUGUCAUCAGAUUCCUCGACAACGACGACAACCACAGCAACAGCUCCUUAAAGUCUUUCUCUGCCGUCUCAAAGCAGUUCCUCUCCAUCACCAACCGUCUUCGAUACUCAAUAACUAUCCGUCACCCAACCCGGAUUUGCCCCAGUGGACUCUUCCAAAGAUUCCCUAACCUCACCUCUCUCCGCCUCACUCACUACUAUGGUGGUGACAUAUUUUGUUGGCUUUCCUCCAUAGCCUUUUCUAUUAGAAUAAAAAACACACAAACAAAUAAUAGUGCAGACAAUUCUAAUUCCUUUGUUGUUAGUACUCAAUUAAAGUCUCUCCAUUUGAUUUCGAGUACAUGGUUACAAGAUGAAAGCAUCAAAAGGAUUGCUUCCGUUUUCCCCAAUUUGCAAUUGCUUGAUUUGAGUUUUUGCUAUAACAUAUCUGAAGAAGGUAUUUUCCAAGUCUUAAGGACAUGUUCCGAGAUUACGCAUUUGAACUUAACCAGUUGUUUAGGAAGGAAGCUGCGCCGAAUGAACUUUGAAGUUCCCAAACUAGAAGUGUUGAACUUGUCAUAUACAAAUGUUGAUGAUGAAACACUCUCCGUAAUCUCAAAGUGUUGCCGUGGGCUUUUGCAACUCUCACUGGAAUGGUGCUUUUUUGUCACAGAGAUGGGAGUGAAGCAUGUGGUAGAAAAAUGCACACAACUAAGAGAGAUCGAUUUGAAAUAUUGUCUUCAAGUGCAUUGUGAUGUUCUUGCCUCAUUGAUAUUUUCAAGGCCAUCAUUGAGAAAGUUUACAACUCCAGAUCGUUAUCGUUUCAACAACAAGGAGAUGGAACUCUUAUCACGUCAAGGUUGCAUUGUUUGCUAG